AUGACUAAUCCAUACAACAACAUUUCACCUCUUCUUGAAGAAGAGAAUAAAAAUAAUAUCACCAUUAACUCAUUGCAAUCAUCAAUCGUUGAUAAUACAUUAGAAUCAAGUUCUGGAAGUUUAAUUUUUACUAGUACAAAUGACAGUGAAAAUUACUUUACAACCUCAACUUCAAAUACCACUAUUACUA
Entrophospora sp. SA101 is the source of this 190-nucleotide messenger RNA. NCBI's taxonomy places the organism in Eukaryota, Fungi, Glomeromycota, Glomeromycetes, Entrophosporales, Entrophosporaceae. The record is from the annotation of a GenBank genome assembly.